AUGGCUUCCGGGUCGCUACGAAUAGCUUUGAUACCUGGUGAUGGUAUCGGCCGUGAGGUCAUACCGGCAGGCCGACGAGUACUGGAAGCCAUUGCAAGCACCUUCAAACUCGACCUCUCCUUCCUCGAUCUCCCCGCUGGUUACGAAACGUUUCAGCAAACGGGCAACGCCCUCCCAGACAGAACGGUUGAGACAUUGAAGAAAGAAUGCAAUGGCGCCCUCUUUGGAGCCGUCAGCUCCCCAACCACCAAAGUCGCCGGCUACUCCUCGCCUAUUGUCGCUUUACGGAAAAAAAUGGAUCUCUAUGCCAAUGUACGACCUGUCAAGACUACAGCCUCAUCUAAGAUGCCGAUAGACUUGGUCAUCGUGCGCGAAAAUACGGAAGAUUUGUAUGUCAAAGAGGAGCGAACAUACGAAGCCUCGGAUGGCUCAGGCAAAGUCGCCGAGGCUAUCAAGCGCAUUUCUGAACGAGCAAGCCAUCGAAUAGCGUCUAUGGCUGGCGAGAUUGCCCUCAGGCGGCAGAAAAUCAGAGAUACCGGAGUUCAGAGCGUGCACUCAAGUCCUUUAGUCACCAUCACACACAAAAGCAACGUCCUCUCACAAACUGACGGUCUGUUCAGAGAAACUGCUCGUGCCGCUCUCGCCGAUCCAAAAUACAAGUCAUUAGAUGUCGAAGAACAAAUCGUCGACUCCAUGGUCUACAAACUCUUCCGCCAACCUUCUUCAUACGACGUAAUUGUCGCCCCAAAUCUCUAUGGUGACAUCCUCUCAGACGGCGCAGCUGCCCUGGUUGGAAGUCUUGGUCUUGUGCCAUCCGCGAAUGUGGGCGAUGGCUUCGUGAUAGGAGAACCAUGUCAUGGUAGUGCACCAGAUAUCAUGGGUAAAGGGAUUGCGAAUCCAAUUGCUACGAUUAGGAGUACGGCUCUGAUGCUGGAAUUCCUGGGGCAUGAAGAAGCUGCUGCGAAGGUGUAUGCGGCGGUAGAUGCAAAUUUGGAUGAAGGGAAGUUGCUGACGCCGGAUAUGGGUGGAAAGGCAGGAACGGUGGAGGUGAUUGAGGAUGUGAUGAGGAGGAUGUAG
This is a messenger RNA of Letharia columbiana, 1077 nucleotides long. RefSeq lists its product as uncharacterized. Gene Ontology annotation, molecular function: magnesium ion binding; NAD binding; isocitrate dehydrogenase (NAD+) activity. Gene Ontology annotation, biological process: isocitrate metabolic process; tricarboxylic acid cycle. Gene Ontology annotation, cellular component: mitochondrion. Lineage: Eukaryota; Fungi; Ascomycota; Lecanoromycetes; Lecanorales; Parmeliaceae. The transcript is spliced from 2 exons. The coding region runs from base 1 to 1077 and encodes 358 amino acids. The record is from RefSeq and is a predicted model, not a curated record.